AUGUCAGACGACGCGGAGUCGACAGACGGUUUAAACGCCGAGGAGGUUCAAGAGAAGGAGGAGGACGUGAAUGCCAAGAUUUUCCCCUUGGCUUCCCCCGAGCUGACAAAUCAAAUUUUGGAUGUUAUACAAAGGGCAACUGUGUAUAGGCAGUUGAAGAGGGGAGCCAACGAAGCUGUCAAAAGUCUACACAAGGGAAUAUCCGAGUUGGUGGUUCUCGCUGCGGAUGCGAAGCCACUCGAAAUUAUAUCACACAUUCCUCUUGUUUGUGAAGAUAAGGUGAGUUUCUGCUGA
Messenger RNA from Plasmodium fragile, 294 nucleotides. RefSeq lists its product as uncharacterized. The transcript is spliced from 2 exons. The coding region runs from base 1 to 294 and encodes 97 amino acids. Gene Ontology annotation, biological process: maturation of SSU-rRNA; mRNA splicing, via spliceosome. Lineage: Eukaryota; Apicomplexa; Aconoidasida; Haemosporida; Plasmodiidae. The record is from RefSeq and is a predicted model, not a curated record. Gene Ontology annotation, molecular function: RNA binding. Gene Ontology annotation, cellular component: box C/D methylation guide snoRNP complex; precatalytic spliceosome; small-subunit processome.